Phacochoerus africanus (Common warthog) is the source of this 2430-nucleotide messenger RNA. RefSeq names its product nicotinamide phosphoribosyltransferase (gene NAMPT). The transcript has 11 exons. Gene Ontology annotation, molecular function: nicotinamide phosphoribosyltransferase activity. Bases 332 to 1807 code for a protein of 491 amino acids. The record is from RefSeq and is a predicted model, not a curated record. Gene Ontology annotation, biological process: NAD+ biosynthetic process. Lineage: Eukaryota; Metazoa; Chordata; Mammalia; Artiodactyla; Suidae.
CACGCGCGGCCGCGCCCCGCCUCUAGCGUCCCCGCCGGGGCGAUGGGGCGGGGGCGGGGAACCGGGGUGAGGAGAUCGCCGGAGUCCCCUGAGUGUGAGUGCGCUACCGCCUCCGCCGCCGCUCCGACACUGCCGCCACCCUCGCCGCGUCACGGCUCCCAGGCCCGCCCUCCUCUGGCCCCUCCUCCCCGCUCCGUUUUCCCCUCCACUCCCCCUCCCCCUCCGACCGAGCGGUGACUUAAGCAACGGAGCGCGGUGAAGCCCAUUUUUCUCCUUCCUCGCAGCCGCGCCGGGCAGCCCGCGGCGCGUGGCCCCCACACUCCGGCCCGAGAUGAAUGCUGCGGCAGAAGCCGAAUUCAACAUCCUCCUGGCCACCGACUCGUACAAGGUUACUCAUUAUAAACAGUACCCACCCAACACAAGCAAAGUUUAUUCCUACUUUGAAUGCCGUGAAAAGAAGACAGAAAACUCCAAAAUAAGGAAAGUGAAAUAUGAGGAAACAGUAUUUUAUGGGUUGCAGUACAUUCUUAAUAAGUACUUAAAAGGUAAAGUAGUGACCAAAGAGAAGAUCCAAGAAGCCAAAGAGGUGUACAAAGAGCAUUUCCAAGAUGAUGUCUUUAAUGAAAAGGGAUGGAACUACAUUCUUGAGAAAUACGAUGGGCAUCUUCCAAUAGAGGUAAAAGCUGUUCCUGAGGGCUCUGUCAUUCCCAGAGGAAAUGUUCUCUUCACAGUGGAAAACACAGAUCCAGAGUGUUACUGGCUUACAAAUUGGAUUGAGACUAUUCUUGUUCAGUCCUGGUAUCCAAUCACAGUGGCCACAAAUUCUAGAGAACAGAAGAAAAUAUUGGCCAAAUAUUUGUUAGAAACAUCUGGUAACUUAGAUGGUCUGGAAUACAAGUUACAUGAUUUUGGCUACAGAGGAGUCUCUUCCCAAGAGACUGCUGGCAUAGGGGCAUCUGCUCAUUUGGUUAACUUCAAAGGUACAGAUACAGUAGCAGGAAUUGCUUUAAUUAAAAAAUACUAUGGGACGAAAGACCCUGUUCCAGGCUAUUCGGUGCCAGCAGCAGAACACAGUACCAUAACAGCUUGGGGGAAGGACCAUGAAAAAGAUGCUUUUGAACAUAUAGUAACACAGUUUUCAUCAGUGCCUGUAUCUGUGGUCAGCGAUAGCUAUGACAUUUAUAAUGCGUGUGAGAAAAUAUGGGGUGAAGAUCUAAGACAUUUAAUAGUAUCAAGAAGUACAGAGGCACCACUAAUAAUCAGACCUGAUUCUGGGAAUCCUCUUGACACUGUAUUAAAGGUUUUGGAUAUUUUAGGAAAGAAGUUCCCUGUUACUGAGAACUCAAAGGGCUACAAGUUGCUGCCACCUUAUCUUAGAGUUAUUCAAGGGGAUGGAGUAGAUAUUAAUACCUUACAAGAGAUUGUAGAAGGCAUGAAGCAGAAAAAAUGGAGUAUUGAAAAUAUUGCCUUUGGUUCUGGUGGAGCUUUGCUACAGAAGUUAACGAGAGAUCUCUUGAACUGUUCCUUUAAAUGUAGUUAUGUCGUAACCAAUGGUCUUGGGAUUAAUGUCUUCAAGGACCCAGUUGCUGAUCCCAACAAAAGGUCCAAAAAGGGCCGAUUAUCUUUACAUAGGACACCAGCAGGGAAUUUUGUUACACUUGAGGAAGGAAAAGGAGACCUUGAGGAAUACGGUCAUGAUCUUCUCCAUACUGUCUUCAAGAAUGGAAAGGUGACAAAAAGCUAUUCAUUUGAUGAAGUAAGAAAAAACGCACAGCUGAAUAUUGAACUGGAAGCAGCACCUCAUUAGGCUUUGUUUUAUGACUGGAUGUGUGUGUGUGUGUAACUGCGUGUGCUUGGGUGUGUGUUUACGUGCAUGCAUGCACGUAUACACCUGUGUGUGUGAGUAUGUAAUGCAUAAUGUUUAUUGUACAGAUGUGUGGGGUUUCUUUGUGUUUUAUGACACAUUACAGCCAAAUUAUUUGUUGGUUUAUGGACAUACUACCCUUUCAUUUUUUUGUUUGUUUUUUGUUUGUUUGUUUGGGGCCAGUGUUUAGGUGAUCUCAAAUUAGGAAAUGCACUUAACCAUGUAAAAGGUAAUUGCUAAAGUAAGCUUUUUAGGGCCCUUUGCCAAUAGAUAGUAAUUCAAUCUGGUAUUGAUCUUUUCACAAACAGAACCAAGAAACUUUUAUAUAUAAACUCAAGAUCACAUAAAACAGAUUUGCAUAAAAUUAUCAUGAUUGCUUUAUGUUUAUAUUUAACUUGUAUUUUUGUACAAACAAGAUUGUGUAAGAUAUAUUUAAAGUUUCAGUGAUUUAACAGUCUUUCCAACUUUUCAUGAUUUUUAUGAGCACAGACUUUCAAGAAAAUACUUGAAAAUAAUUACAUUGCCUUUUGUCCAUUAAUCAGCAAAUAAAACAUGGCCUUAACAAA